AAGCCCAGACCCUCCUUUCCUGCCAGACAGAUGCUUGUCCUGGCUCUCUGCCGUAUAUGUGAGCCCAUAGCUUUCAUGUCGAUCUUCCCUUACAUAUAUUACAUGGUGGGAGACUUCGGCGUACCUGAGAACGACAUCUCCUUCUACGCGGGCAUGGUCACGUCCGCCUUCACUUUUGCCGAGUUCUCCACGGGUAUGCUCUGGGGUCGACUGAGUGACAAGAUUGGGCGCAAGCCCGUUCUGUUGACUGGUCUGGCCGGAACCGCUCUCAGCGUCUUGAUCUUCGGUUUUGCGCCUAAUAUCUGGGUUGCUCUCAUCGCACGAGCGCUCGGUGGUCUCCUGAAUGGGAACAUCGGUGUCCUACAGACUACCGUGGCAGAGCUCGUCACUGUGAAGGAGCAUCAGCCUCGCGCCUACACCAUCAUGCCUCUUGUCUGGUGUCUUGGGUCCAUUGUGGGACCGAUUCUUGGCGGCAACCUUGCACGGCCAUGCAGGAACAUGCCAAGCUUGUUCCCCGAGGACACCAUCUGGGCUAAAUAUCCUUACCUCCUACCCAACCUCUUCAGUGCGGCGACUUGUGUCUUUGGUGUCGUUGUGGGCAUCUUGUUCCUUGAGGAGACUCAUAUCGACAAGAAGGACCGACACGACCCUGGACUCGCACUCGGAGAGAGCAUCAUCCGUCGCCUCUCAUGGCGCACCACUUCGGACAACCACCACCCCUCCGAGACUGCCUCUCUCCUCCACCACGACGAGCAAUACCCUCCAUGCUACCAGACCAACAACUCGCUUCACGACACAACGACACGAGCGAACCACGAGGAUAUGAAAGUCACGGCCGAUGAUCGAACAGCCAAUACUCGGGCUGAGAAGGCACAGAUAUCUGCCGGCGCAGCCUUCACAAAGCCCGUCAUCAUGAACAUCGUUUCCUACGGCAUCUUGGCCUUCCACACCAUGACGUUCGAUCAGCUCUUCCCUGUGUUCCUCAGCUCACCAUCAGUCAAGGAAACACACCCAGUCGAGCUGCCUUUCAAGUUCGUGGACGGCUUCGACUUUGACCAGAAGACUAUCGGCCUGAUCCUCUCGGUGCAGGGCAUCUACCAACUUUUCGCCACCGUGGUCCUCUUUCCCUUUGUGGUGUCACGUCUCGGAACCCUGAACCUCUUCCGCAUCCUGGCCGCCUUCUACUUCCUCCUCUACUUCAUCACACCCUACCUGGUCCUCCUCCCUGACAAUGUCCGCAUCAUUGGCGUGUACGCCGCGAUCAUCUGGCGCUGCACGUUCUCGUCCAUGGCCUACCCCAGCAACGCGAUCCUCCUGACCAACUCGGCGCCGAGCCUACAGACCCUGGGCACCAUCAACGGCGUGGCGGCCUCGACGGCCAGUCUCUGCCGCGCCUUCGGGCCGACCAUCUCUGGGUUCCUGUAUGCCAUGGGCCUGUCCACUGGCUACUGUGGCCUGGCUUGGUGGUGCAAUGGCUUCGUGACCAUCGCCGGUGCCUUCGUCAGCUUCCAACUCACGGAGCCCAAGGGCCGCAUGGACGAGAAGGUCGACGAGGACGAGGAGGCUGCUACCGAG
Cryphonectria parasitica EP155 is the source of this 1575-nucleotide messenger RNA. RefSeq lists its product as uncharacterized. Gene Ontology annotation, molecular function: transmembrane transporter activity. NCBI's taxonomy places the organism in Eukaryota, Fungi, Ascomycota, Sordariomycetes, Diaporthales, Cryphonectriaceae. The record is from RefSeq and is a predicted model, not a curated record. The annotation marks the transcript as partial. Gene Ontology annotation, biological process: transmembrane transport. The transcript has 5 exons.